AUGGCAAGAUCAAAAAUGGGAGAUGAUGAACUUGAAAACAAAGUGGUUGAGUACCUUAGGAAGCGUAACAGACCAUAUUCAGCAACUGAUAUCGCUGCAAACCUCGGUCAGAAUGUCAGCAAACUUGCUACUCAGAAAGUCCUGAAUGUAUGCGCUGAGAGAGGCUUGAUAACAUCUAAGACUUAUGAAUUCCCAGGAAAGCAGUCGGUUUUCGUAGCUAAUCAAAAUGACGAUAACGAUGACAUAUCGCCAGAAGAAAAGGAAGCGUUGAUAGUCGAUAAUGACACCCUGUCGAAAGAAUGCAAAAGCCUCAAUGAACAGAUUGGUCAUUUCGACAAUGCACUAGAAAUUAAUGCAAUGAAGAAACUUCCAGCUUUCAAUGAGCUUCCAGCUCUUAUCGAACAACAACAGAAACGCAUUAUCGAACUAGAUUUGUACAUCAACGAAAGUAAAGAUCUCAAUAACAUGGUAUCGUCUGAGGAGCUCGCGAAGGUUGAUUCGGAAUUUAUAAAGUGGAAGACGCUCUAUAGGAAGAGGCUGAGGAAGUACAAAGAUGUUCGUGACGCACUCUGCGGCGACGAAGCCACAAAAGAAGAUAUCAUGAACCUCGAUCAAGAGCUAGGCUUGGAAGAACUGGAUGACGACUUGAAGGAUAUGCUCAAAUUCAUGUAG
Messenger RNA from Wallemia mellicola CBS 633.66, 672 nucleotides. RefSeq lists its product as hypothetical. The record is from RefSeq and is a predicted model, not a curated record. Gene Ontology annotation, biological process: meiotic strand invasion involved in reciprocal meiotic recombination; homologous chromosome pairing at meiosis; meiotic joint molecule formation. Gene Ontology annotation, cellular component: DNA recombinase auxiliary factor complex; condensed nuclear chromosome. NCBI's taxonomy places the organism in Eukaryota, Fungi, Basidiomycota, Wallemiomycetes, Wallemiales, Wallemiaceae. The transcript has 5 exons. Gene Ontology annotation, molecular function: recombinase activator activity; double-stranded DNA binding. Bases 1 to 672 code for a protein of 223 amino acids.